This is a messenger RNA of Cutaneotrichosporon oleaginosum, 576 nucleotides long. RefSeq lists its product as uncharacterized. The record is from RefSeq and is a predicted model, not a curated record. NCBI's taxonomy places the organism in Eukaryota, Fungi, Basidiomycota, Tremellomycetes, Trichosporonales, Trichosporonaceae.
AUGGGUCACUUCGAUCGCGACCGCGAAGGUCAGCGACCAAUGUCAAACGGCCACCCGCCAGUCACGAGCCCGUCGGCUGGGGUCCAUGCCAAUGUCGUCCACAUCAAUGGCUACCGCUAUAACCCUGCCGUCGCCGCCGUCCUAGAGCAUUUUGCCGACGUGCGUGCUGAGCUCGAACGCGCAGAGUCUCGCGAAGACAAGGCGGCCAUUAUAACCAUGUUGCUGGACACGCUGCCACCCUCUCUUGGCAAGGCUGCACGUCAUCAUGUCAUGCGUCAGCUCUCGCAAGGCAUCUCCGUCAACAUCGACGACCUGGUAAAUUACCUCGCAAAGCUGGAAAUGGCCUCUGCUCUGGCGACGCCUCGGCAAUCACCAACGCCGCCUCCGAAUUCCUUCAAGCUUUCGCCGCUCAGACUUUCUCCCUCCAAGCGCUACAAGCCGCCAAUAUCCGCGGAGCGCGAGACCGGAGGAGACUACAUCGACUUUGCGCCCUCUCGUCCACACGUCCGCAACCUCUUGCUCAACGAAGAUGGCAAGGCCAGGCAACCUAACGGUGACGCCUCGAGCCAGGAGUAG